Molecule: messenger RNA, 6478 nt
Organism: Homo sapiens (human)
Lineage: Eukaryota; Metazoa; Chordata; Mammalia; Primates; Hominidae
Gene: ABO
Product: ABO, alpha 1-3-N-acetylgalactosaminyltransferase and alpha 1-3-galactosyltransferase, transcript variant A1.01
Biological process (GO): carbohydrate metabolic process
Cellular component (GO): membrane; Golgi cisterna membrane; extracellular region
Molecular function (GO): glycoprotein-fucosylgalactoside alpha-N-acetylgalactosaminyltransferase activity; hexosyltransferase activity; fucosylgalactoside 3-alpha-galactosyltransferase activity
Source: RefSeq, marked reviewed
AGACGCGGAGCCAUGGCCGAGGUGUUGCGGACGCUGGCCGGAAAACCAAAAUGCCACGCACUUCGACCUAUGAUCCUUUUCCUAAUAAUGCUUGUCUUGGUCUUGUUUGGUUACGGGGUCCUAAGCCCCAGAAGUCUAAUGCCAGGAAGCCUGGAACGGGGGUUCUGCAUGGCUGUUAGGGAACCUGACCAUCUGCAGCGCGUCUCGUUGCCAAGGAUGGUCUACCCCCAGCCAAAGGUGCUGACACCGUGUAGGAAGGAUGUCCUCGUGGUGACCCCUUGGCUGGCUCCCAUUGUCUGGGAGGGCACAUUCAACAUCGACAUCCUCAACGAGCAGUUCAGGCUCCAGAACACCACCAUUGGGUUAACUGUGUUUGCCAUCAAGAAAUACGUGGCUUUCCUGAAGCUGUUCCUGGAGACGGCGGAGAAGCACUUCAUGGUGGGCCACCGUGUCCACUACUAUGUCUUCACCGACCAGCUGGCCGCGGUGCCCCGCGUGACGCUGGGGACCGGUCGGCAGCUGUCAGUGCUGGAGGUGCGCGCCUACAAGCGCUGGCAGGACGUGUCCAUGCGCCGCAUGGAGAUGAUCAGUGACUUCUGCGAGCGGCGCUUCCUCAGCGAGGUGGAUUACCUGGUGUGCGUGGACGUGGACAUGGAGUUCCGCGACCACGUGGGCGUGGAGAUCCUGACUCCGCUGUUCGGCACCCUGCACCCCGGCUUCUACGGAAGCAGCCGGGAGGCCUUCACCUACGAGCGCCGGCCCCAGUCCCAGGCCUACAUCCCCAAGGACGAGGGCGAUUUCUACUACCUGGGGGGGUUCUUCGGGGGGUCGGUGCAAGAGGUGCAGCGGCUCACCAGGGCCUGCCACCAGGCCAUGAUGGUCGACCAGGCCAACGGCAUCGAGGCCGUGUGGCACGACGAGAGCCACCUGAACAAGUACCUGCUGCGCCACAAACCCACCAAGGUGCUCUCCCCCGAGUACUUGUGGGACCAGCAGCUGCUGGGCUGGCCCGCCGUCCUGAGGAAGCUGAGGUUCACUGCGGUGCCCAAGAACCACCAGGCGGUCCGGAACCCGUGAGCGGCUGCCAGGGGCUCUGGGAGGGCUGCCGGCAGCCCCGUCCCCCUCCCGCCCUUGGUUUUAGCAGAACGGGUAAACUCUGUUUCCUUUGUCCGUCCUGUUGUGAGUAACUGAAGCCUAGGCCCCGUCCCCACCUCAAAUCACACACACCCCCUCCCCACCACAGAGACACCAUUACAUACACAGACACACACAGAAAGACACACACAGACACAAAAUCACACACACACCCUCCCCGCCACAGAGACACCAUUACAUACACAGACACACACAGAAAGACACAGACACAAAAUCACACACACACCCUCCCCGCCACAGAGACACACCAUUACAUACACAGACACGCAAUCGCAGAUACGCCCUUCCGGCCACAGAAACACACCAUUACACACACAUACACAGAAAGACACACACAGACACACAAUCACACGCAGCCCCUCCCCGCCACAGAGACACACCAUUACAUACACAGACACACACAGAAAGACACACACAGACACAAAAUCACACACACACCCUCCCCGCCACAGAGACACACCAUUACAUACACAGACACACACAGACACACAAUCACACACAGCCCCUCCCCGCCACAGAGACACACCAUUACAUACACAGACACACACAGACACACAAUCACAGAUACCCCCUCCCGGCCAUAGAGACACACCGUUACACACACAUACACAGAAAGACACACACAGCCCCUCCCUGCCACAGAGACACACCAUUACAUACACAGACACACACAGACAUACACAGACACACACACAGACACACAAUCACACACAUCCCCUCCCCGCCACAGAGACACACCAUUACACACACAGACACACACAGAAAGACACACAUACACACAAUCACACACACCCUCUUCUUGCCACAGAGACGCACCAUUACAUACACAGACACAGACACACAGAGACACAGACACACAAACAUAGACACACACACACAGACACACACCAGACACGCAAAGACACACAGACACAGAUACACAGAUACAAAGACACAGACAUAUAGACACACAGACAUGCACAGAGACACAUGGAGACACAUGCAAAAAUGCACAGAGAAAGACAUACAGAAGUGUACACACAGACACAUAGACCACACAGACACACAGACAUGCAUGCAAACACACAGACAUGCAGACAUGCACACAAACACAGACUCACGCACACAGACUUAGGCAGCCCAAAUUCAGCGCCUGGGGCAUAAGUUCCUGGAGGGGUGGCCACCUUCAGCCCCCACGGUAAGGUCCUGAGGAACCUUCCCCUUAGACAAGGGAUCAUGGAGGAGGUCUCUUCCGGAGCCUGGAGGGAGGCCUCAAGUGGUCCUUCCACCUCGGCAUCCCAAAGUGCUAGGAUUAUAAGCAUGAGCCACUGCACCUGGCCCCAACAUCAUUUAUUGAACAGACUGUCGUUUCCACAUUGUGUUUCUUGGCAUUUCUGUCAAAAAUCAGUUGACCGUAAAUGCAUGGAUUCACUUCCGGGCUCUCUAUUCUGUUUCAUUGGUCUGUUUGUUUUUAUGCCAAUACCAUGAUGUUUUGAUUAUUAUAGCUUUAUAGUAUAUCUUGAAGUUAGGUAGUGUAUUGUCUCCAGCUUUGUUCUUUUUGCUUAAGAUUGCUUUGGCUAUUUAGGGGUCUUUGUGGCCAUUACUGACAGUUAAAAUGGCCCUGGCUCAUGUCUCCUGGGCCUCUACAGUACUUUAGGUGGGGAAGUACUGUGGCCCACAUGUCCCAACAGGCUGUGUGUGGCACCUGACAGUGCUUUGUGCCACUGUGGAGCAGGUGUUACUCCCUCAUACGAAUUUUAGGAUUAUUUUAUUUAUUUCAGUGAAAAAUGUCAAUGAAAUUUUGAUAGGGAUUGCAUUGAAUCUGUAGAUUGUUUGGGGUUGUAUGGACAUUUUAACAAUAUUAAUUCUUCCAAUUCAUGAACAUGGGAUGUCUUUUUUUUGGCACCUGAUCUCAGAUAUGGGACAGCUUUCUAAUUAUUUGUAUCUUCAAUUUCUUUCACAAAUGUUUUAUAGUUUUCAGCAUACAGAUCUUUCACUUCCUUGGUUGGAUUUAUUUGCAAGUAUUUUUUGUAGCUAUUGUAAAUGACAUUGUUUUCUUGAUUUCUUUGUUAGGGUAUAGAAAUGCUACAGAUUGUUGUAUGUUAAUUUUAUAUCCUGCAACUUUACUGAUUUCAUUUAUUCUAACAUCUUAUUGGUGGAAUCUUUAGGGUUUUCUAUAAGAUCAUGUCAUCUGUAAACAGGGACAAUUUAAGUUCUUCCUUUCCAAUUUGGAUACCUUUUAUUUCUUCCUCUUGCCUAAUUAUUUUGGCUGAGGGCCAACUUGUUGGGUUUGUUGUUGUUGGUUUUUGUCUGUGUCUUUUGGUGUUUCGUGUUGCUGGCUUUUCCAGCACACAGUCACAGAUAUAUGAGGCAGAAAGAAAACCCAGGGAACUCCUGUCAUGUCAUUCCUCAGGUCCCAAGGUCCCUACAUGGUCUGCCUUCUUCUCUCCACCUUUUAGUGUUUGAUAUACAUACGUUUAUGUAUGUAGUUAUAUAUGUAUGUGUAAUACCCGGGGAAAUAUACAGAGAUUUUAACUGUCCUUAGUGUAGGGCGUGGGGACAGGUGCAUCUAUUCUACCUUGCCUGGAAGUGGAAAAAUCUUCAAGAAAUCAAUUUAUCACCAACUGGCAUGACAGAACUCCUGGUUUAGUGUCUAGCUGUCUCCACUAAAAUCAAUCACCAUGCCAUCAGGCACUCUCUUCCCUCUGGUGUGUACUGGUACCUGAAACAGCGUCCAGCACCCUGAGAGCACAGAACGCAGCUUCUUAUGUGCCCCACCCAAUAAUCCCAAAUCGAGCACAGACCUGGGAGCUGAAGAGACAAGCUGGAGGUCAGGCAGUUCUAUUACUUAAGCCUGGUUCUUCCUGACUCCAAAAGCCAGGCGCCACCCCAUGCUCCUUCCCAGCAGAAGCUGGUUUUCACCGGGUCAGGAGGACAGGAUGGCUAUUCCUGACCGUUGUACAGCAGUGCCACAUCUCCUAGUUUCCAGAACAUUUAAUGUGUUGCUGUGGAGGCCUGGCAGCUCUGAAGUAGCCCCUUGCGCCCAGGACAAACCGGGCCUGGAGGGGUGGGGUGGGGUAAGCUGAAGCUUCCAGUAUCCCACGUGGGCAUUCUGUUGCUGAGGGCAACCGCCCCUCCCUGCAAGGGAGGGGAAGGAGCAGGCAGGCACACCCUUCCUCCCUCCACAUUUCACUGGAGUUGACCUGUGUCCUACUGUGGUUGCACCUGGACCAGCCCAGAGGGACUGGAGUGACUCUUCCCGCAGGUAGGGCACAGCCAGCCUGGGCACAGGGCCUCACUGCAAUCCCUGCGCCCCGCCUCCCUGGGGGAUUUCCAGGGGUUGUCCUGCUGCUUGGUGAGCUGGGGGUGUGGGGGACCACAGAUGAGGCAGGCGCCUAAAUUGCUUGGGCGGAGUCCGGCUGCUCUCUCCCUCCAGGCCCUUUCCUGUGUCCUCGGGCCCCUCGGGUCCCUGCACCAGGCCAGCAGCAAUCGGGUGUCAGAGGUUCAAGUCCAGGCUGACUCCUGGGAUGCACCGACUUUGCCCAGGAGGGCUGGGGAGAGGGCAGCCCCAAAGUGUCAUCUUUGAUUAUUCUUUGUCCCCAAAGCCAGCCUUGGGCAUGUGCCCAGCACAGGGAGAGCUGCUGCCUCUGUGGGCUUGAGUCAUUUUUGCUUCCUUGCCCCUCUCUGCUCUGUUUGGUUUAAAAAACAAAAACCAACACCCAUGGGUGAGGCGAGGCGAGGCGAGGCUUGCCUUGAUCCACCCGCUUCCUCCCCUGCAGCCUCGGGCCCCAUCCUCCCGCGUGGCCGCACUAGGGGUGCUGGGGGCGGAGUGGGGACCAGACCUGAGUGGGUUCUGGGUUCGGCUUCGCAGCAGGAGCAGCUGGGGCAUCAUCAGUUGGGCAGGUGACCCAGGAUCUGAGCAGGAAUCUUCCAGGUGGAGGUGGGGCCGCCCCUCUGCUUGCCACAGCUGCCUUCUGCUCUGGGGGCAGCACUGGCUGAGAAUCCAGUGAAGUAAGGCCUUUGAAAUGGUUUUGAUUGUAAAAGUAAUGUUUAUGUUUAGCCAUUCCUUUUUUUAUUUUUUAUUUUUUGAGACGGGUCUCCCUCUGUCACCCAGGCUGGAGUGCAGUCGUGAAAUGUGGGCUCACUGCAACCUCCACCUCCCAGGUUCAAGUGAUUCUCCUGCCUCAGCCUCCUGAGUAGUUGGGAUUACAAGUGCCUGCCACCACACCUGACUAAGUUUUGUAUUUUUUAGUAGAGAUGGAGUUUCACCAUGUUGGCCAGGCUGGUCUCAAACUCAUAUCCUCAAGUGAUCCACCCUCCUCGUCCUCCCAAAGUGCUGGGAUUUUGCCAUGAGCCACCACGCUCAGCCAUGUUUAGCCAUUUUUAAAAGGUGUGAACAGAUAAUUAAGUCUAUUAGCAACAUUAGAAAAUUUAAGUUAAAAUUUAAAUGACUCUAGCAAGAAUUAGCCUUUAGGUGCCCUGGGUCCCCCUCCCCACCGCCCCCCACCCCGCCGCCUUCUGAGAAGCGUUUUGUAAUUUUUCUUAUUUAUAAAAUGGGUUUGAUUCAAAACUGACUUUUCCUCUUCACAGAGUCUCACAGGUCCUUCCCCAGGUCCAAGAGGCUCUUCUGUGGUCUAAUGACAAGUAGCUGCCUAGCCGUGGUGGCACCUCCUAUCACAUGUUAAGGGACCCCUCCCCAGGGCCACACCUGGCAGAAGGUGGCUUAUGAUGUUCGCAGCUUGAAAGUAGUGUAAACCAAAGAUAAAAUUCUAAGCCCACUCCCCCAGCCAUCGGAAUGGACCCCUCCUCUUGGCCAGGGCACUCCAAAGUUAACCUGAAAAACCGGUUCAGGCUGUGAAGAGAAGGUGGAGUGGACAUGCCUCAUUUAUGUCCUCCUCCCUUUUGGAAUUCAGCAAAGCUGACCAGCAUGAACAUUAACACAGACCUUAAGUCUGAUUAGUGGCAUUUACAAUCUAUACUCUCUGAAGCGUGCUACCUGGAGGCUUCCUUUGCAUGAUAAAACUUUGGUCUCCACAACCCCUUAUCAUAACCUAGACACUCCUUUCUAGUGAUAAUAACUCUUUCAACCAAUUGCCAAUAAAAAAAUUUUGAAUCUACCUAUAACCUGGAACCUCCCUGCUCCACCUUCGAGUUGUCCUACCUUUCUGGACAGAAGCAAUGUGGAUCUUGCAUGUAUUUGAUUGAUGUCUCAUGUCUCCCUAAAAUGUAUACAAUUAGGCUGUGCCCAGAUCACCCUGGGCACAUGUUCUCAGGCCCUCCUGAGGUCUCUGUCUCGGGCCAUUGGUCACUCAGAUUCGGCUCAGAAUAAAUCUCUUCAAAUAUU